Molecule: messenger RNA, 2256 nt
Organism: Colius striatus (speckled mousebird)
Lineage: Eukaryota; Metazoa; Chordata; Aves; Coliiformes; Coliidae
Gene: UPF3A
Product: UPF3A regulator of nonsense mediated mRNA decay
Exons: 11
Coding region: 1-1551 (516 amino acids)
Biological process (GO): nuclear-transcribed mRNA catabolic process, nonsense-mediated decay; positive regulation of translation
Cellular component (GO): nucleolus; cytoplasm
Molecular function (GO): telomeric repeat DNA binding
Source: RefSeq, a predicted model, not a curated record
AUGCCUUGCACCAACGGCCACUUCUCGCGAGGCUUCCGCCCGGCUGCGGGCAGCGGCGGCGGCUGCUGCAUGCGGUCGGAGCGGGAGGCCGCGCCGGGGCUGAUGCGGUGCGGCGGCGGCCGCGAGAAGUGGCCCAUGGACAUCCCGCUGAGGCGGGAGUCGCCGCGGCGCGACCCGGACGCUCCGUCAAACCCUCUGCCACCUUCCCCUUCCUCCCCGCUGCCGCCACCGCCGCCGGCGCCGGUUAAACAGCGAGAUGAGAAAAAAACGGCUCUGAGCAAAGUAGUUAUUCGACGGCUUCCUCCUUGUCUAACUAAGGAGCAACUGGAGGAACAGCUACAUCCUCUACCUGCCCAUGAUUAUUUUGAGUUUUGCACUGCUGAUCCAAGCCUUUAUCCUCAUCUCUACUCGAGAGCGUACAUUAACUUUAGAAAUCCUGAGGACAUCCUCCUUUUUCGAGAUCGCUUUGAUGGUUAUGUCUUCAUUGAUAAUAAAGGGUUGGAGUAUCCUGCGGUGGUUGAAUUUGCUCCGUUCCAGAAGAUUUCAAAAAAGAAGCUGAAGAAGAAAGAUGCCAAAGCCGGGAGCAUUGAAGAUGAUCCAGAAUAUAGGAAAUUUUUAGAGAGUUAUUGUGCUGACGAAGAGAAAAUCUGUGCCAAUCCUGAGAUUCUUUUGGGAGAGAUUGAGGCCAAAACAAGGGAACUCAUUGCUAGAAGAACAACACCCCUUUUGGAAUAUAUUAAAAAUAGAAAAUUAGAAAAGCAGAGAAUACGAGAAGAGAAAAGAGAAGAACGAAGGCGGAGAGAAUUGGAGAAGAAACGUCUGCGGGAGGAGGAGAAGAGGAAGCGCAGGGAAGAGGAAAGACGUAAAAGGAAAGAAGUGGAGAAGCAAAAGAAAAUUUCUGAGAAAGAAAUAAGGAUCAAGCUUCUCAAGAAGCCUGAGAAAGGAGAUGAGCUGGCUAGUGAAAAGCACAAAGAAAAAGGUGAAGAAGUUGACGUUGAGGAAAACAAAUGGGAUAAAUCACCUGGAUCGGGGAGUACAAAGUACAAAACUUUGGAGGGUUCACUGAAAGAACUUAAGGAAAAGUCACAAAAUGAUAGUGACAAAGAGCAAAGAGAUACGGAGAGAAGAUUUCGAGAAAAAGAGCCUGAAAGACAAAGGUAUCGAUUGGAUGAUGGCAGAAAGCAUAGAACUCACUAUGAGUUUGACAAGUUUGUGAGAAGGAAUGAAGAAGAGCUGAAAUGGGGGAAAGGCUACAACCAAGACAGAGGAAAGAAAGGGAACUACAACUACAGCUUCACAGUGGAGGCAGUAGACAAACUGGGUAAAGAGGACAAGUGUGAUGACAUGGCAUCCAAAAAGGAGCGCAUAAGAAAUAAGGAUCGCCCGGCCAUGCAGUUGUACCAGCCAGGAGCUCGCAUUCGAACCUAUACGGGAUCUACAAGUAAGGCCUACGACUGCAGUGGGAAAUCCUUUGAAGAAGCCCUUGAUAAAAAAUAUGAGGCAGAUAAUUCAGCUGGAGGUGGUUCUGAGAAGAGCGAAGAAGCAGAAUAACACAAACUGGAGGAAAGACUUGCAAGGGAUGAACUUAAGAUUCAGUGUCAUCACAAAACAAAAAAUCCAUAGAGCUGCUUCAGAGCUCCACAGGCAAUUGCACCGACAAGAUUGUAAUAGCUCUGCCUCUUACUGUCUGUAAAAUAAAGGGAAGACUGACUGGAGAUGUAUAAAGUGUCUUACAGCAAAGAAUAUUGUUGCUUUGUUACAAAAAGCAGCACAAACACUAUUUGCCUAAUUUAAAAGCAGUUCGAUACUUUAUCAGAUUCACUUUGAAACAGAAAUCCUCUGAUAGUUUUAAAGGACUGUUUCUGUGAGACUUUUCAGAAGCUAUUUCACCUUUUCAAGUCUAACAAAACGAAACAUGGAUUUGCAUCAGUUUGAAAUCUGAGGCACUUUAAAUAUAGUUGGUGCAUGACACGAGAGUUACAGGACCCCUUCCUGCAAGCGCCCACGGGGAGCUGCUGUAGGCACUGGGUGGGACCAGCCCUGGGAUGGGAGGCUCCGGAGCCAGGAGCUUUUGCAGGAUGAGGCCCACAGUUUGCACAGUUGUGAGACAUGUCUGUUGGUAUCUGUACCUCAUUGUGUUUACAUUGUUUGUCAACCAACGAUAGCGUCGGGCAAGUGUUAGUGAAGCUACAAGCGCGUGGUUAGAGAGUUUUGUCAUUUCCUGAGCCACUUUUGCCUUUUACGUUUUAAUAGAUU